CGAUGAGGUGUAUCUUUUGGUUCGUGUUGGCGGCCGUGCUCCGUCCAGUGACGAGCUACGACAUCCUACGCGAUUAUUCUGGGACAACGUUCUUUGAUAGGUGGGACUACUAUGGAAAUGAAGACAACUUGACGUUCGGCAAUGCGAAUUACCUCGACCGUGACACAGCCUCACAGCAGAGCCUCACCUACACAAACGCCAACGGACGCGCUGUCAUCAAAGUAGAUAACAGCUCAUUCGUCUCGCCCGGCCAGAACAGGAACUCGAUCCGCAUCACUACGCAAGAUUUCUAUGAAAUCGGUAGUCUAUGGGUGAUAGAUGCCACACACCUACCGUGGGGCUGUUCAACAUGGCCAGCAUUUUGGAGCACCGGUAUCAACUGGCCCGACAACGGCGAGAUCGACAUCAUCGAGGCCGUCAACAACAUGGGGAACAACCAGUUUGCGCUCCACACCACAGAGGGUUGUUGGCUUCCGGAUUACUCGUGGCAGACAGGCGACACGCGUACGAAGGACUGCUCGCAAGGCAGUGGCUGCGUUGUUGCAGUCACAGAGCCAAAUAGCUAUAACUCGGGGUUCGCGGCAGUGGGUGGUGGAGUGUACGCGUUGCAAUUCGAUGCUGCUGGGAUCUUCAUGUGGUUUUGGAGCCGUCCCGACAUCCCAGCUUCCAUCAUAAACUCGACUUCGACUUCCUCGCUUGAUAUCUCUCAAUGGGGCCAGCCCACGGCCAGCUAUCCAGCGUCGAGCUGCAACAUCUCACAGUAUUUCGGGCCACAACAGCUCGUCAUAGACAUCACGCUGUGUGGAGAUUGGGCUGGCGUUCCGGCGACCUACAACGCCACCUGCCAAUUCACGCCGACCAGUCAAUGUUACGCAGACAACGUGCCCGGAAACGGUAGCAACUUUGACGAUGCCUACUUCGAGAUAUCAUACAUCCGAACGUACACGACCUCUUCCGCAAUUCCUUCGCCGACGAGCGUCAGCACUGAGACUACCUCGUCAGCAUCACCCACACCCUCAGGGAACUCGCUCUCCAGCCCUGCAAUACGUUCCUAUUCCUUACACCUCCCUGCUAUGAUAUUGGCGGUGAUAAUAUUCGUGGGGCUGAAGAUGUUGGGAUGAUCUAUUAACGGGCUCAUGAACUUUAUGCUUCUUGGACUUAUCUUCUCGAUCUGUGGGGUUUAUAAUGGGACUCUGCGUUAUGUUAUACGAUAUACCUGAUUUGUGCGGA
Stereum hirsutum FP-91666 SS1 is the source of this 1230-nucleotide messenger RNA. RefSeq names its product glycoside hydrolase family 16 protein. Gene Ontology annotation, molecular function: hydrolase activity, hydrolyzing O-glycosyl compounds. The annotation marks the transcript as partial. The record is from RefSeq and is a predicted model, not a curated record. The transcript has 11 exons. Lineage: Eukaryota; Fungi; Basidiomycota; Agaricomycetes; Russulales; Stereaceae. Gene Ontology annotation, biological process: glucan catabolic process.